CUGCUAGCUCAGCCUGGUGUGGACCCACCUCCCAGUCUCUGGCUGCAAAGACUUUCUCUUUCCCUUUGCAGUUACCUUGGGUCCUGCCACACAGAGCGGCCUGUCUUUAUCAGAGGUCCCUCUGCCAGGGGGAGGACCCCAGAGAAAAACAGAAAGAGGAUGAGAGCCUGAGGAAGAUAAAGCAUCCCAGGGCCUCCCACUCCAGCGCCAGAGCAGGAAGAGGGAGGGGCCAUAACUACGAGACCCUGGGAGGUCACUUAAAGGAGGGCUGUCCUAAAACCGGGAGCCUGUAGCAGAAAGUGAAACCUUCCUGCUCCAGACAAAGAUCAUAGUCGGGACUGGCCAGCCAAAGAUGAAGCCUCAGUUCAGAAACACAGUGGAGCGAAUGUAUCGAGGCACAUUCUUCUACAACUUUAAUAACAGACCCAUCCUUUCUCGUCGGAAUACCGUCUGGCUGUGCUACGAAGUGAAAACAAGGGGCCCCUCAAUGCCCACUUGGGGCGCAAAGAUCUUUCGAGGCCAGGUGCCCAGGUCUCUCAUCAGAGUCCCAUUUCAAGUGCUCAGUAACCCCCUUGGCCAGUGCCCCCCAACACAUGGGAGAGCGCAAGUCCAGUGGCCUCCCCAGCAGAUGGCAGGGAGGGAACAAGGCCGACCCCAGAGGGCCAGGCCACAGCAGGGGCUGAGGAUGCCUGGUGAAUGGAUGCCUGGGAGAAUGGAUGCCAGAAUUCACGCACAAGGCCGUGAACAGGGCUGGGAAAACUUCCAAACGAAGGGA
Messenger RNA from Chlorocebus sabaeus (green monkey), 775 nucleotides. It is a transcript of the gene APOBEC3F, whose product is annotated as apolipoprotein B mRNA editing enzyme catalytic subunit 3F. Gene Ontology annotation, molecular function: RNA binding; cytidine deaminase activity; zinc ion binding. Lineage: Eukaryota; Metazoa; Chordata; Mammalia; Primates; Cercopithecidae. Gene Ontology annotation, cellular component: cytoplasm; nucleus; P-body. Gene Ontology annotation, biological process: cytidine to uridine editing; negative regulation of single stranded viral RNA replication via double stranded DNA intermediate; defense response to virus. The record is from RefSeq and is a predicted model, not a curated record.